This is a messenger RNA of Penicillium samsonianum, 1239 nucleotides long. Its product is annotated as polyamine acetyltransferase. The record is from RefSeq and is a predicted model, not a curated record. Gene Ontology annotation, cellular component: cytoplasm. The coding region runs from base 47 to 928 and encodes 293 amino acids. The transcript is spliced from 3 exons. NCBI's taxonomy places the organism in Eukaryota, Fungi, Ascomycota, Eurotiomycetes, Eurotiales, Aspergillaceae. Gene Ontology annotation, molecular function: aralkylamine N-acetyltransferase activity.
ACCGCUCUGACCCUCGAUACCCCGGUCCAUUUCUCAAUCCUUCACUAUGUCCGAUCAGAGUGAAUACCUCUCCGAUUCUAUGUCGGGCCAGGACAACGGGCUGAGGCCCUUGUCCAAUGCGGACGACUUGUCUCUCGGAAAUCCCAACAGCGAUCUGUCUCGUAUCAUGAGCCGUGCUGGCAUCCAACUAGCCAAUGGGUUUCCGCUCGAUGAUGACGAGGACGAGGAUGAGGACGAGGUGGAUGAGGACUAUGCUGCGGUUGAUCAGGAUGACGACGCAAACGAUUUCCCAUACUGGUUCCGCCGCCCACCCUCCCACAACCGCACAAAGCUGGAUGAGCUGCAUCCUUUCGUCCAAUUGCUCUCCGCAUCUAAUGUGGAAGAUUGUGUGAAAGUAGAGGAAGCUUUCCCCGAGCAGGAGCGUUGCUCUCACGAUAAGUUCAUUUACCGUCUCACCAGAUGCCCCGAGCUUAGUCUGGGCCUCUUCACUCUUCCUUUGCUCGCAGAAGGAGAACCAAAACCCCGCCCAACGCUCGUUGGACACAUCAUUGCCACUCGCACUUCAGACCCCCUUGUGACAGACCGGUCGAUGCGGCUUCCGGCCAACUGGAAAAACGAGCGUUGGUCCGUCGAGGACGGACAGGCCGUUGGUCACGAAGAAGGUGGUAGCACUAUUGCCAUUCAUUCGCUUGCUGUGGACCCACAGCACCAGGGCAAGCAGGUCGGAAGCACACUGAUGAAGUCAUAUAUCCACCGUAUCAGAGAGGCCCAGAUUGCUGAUCGCAUCGCGAUCAUUGUUCACGAUCACCUGAUCCCCUUCUACGAGUCCUUUGGCUUCGAGUCCCAUGGCCCUAGCAAGUGCCAGUUCGGUGGUGGUGGUUGGGUAGAUAUGAUCCUGGAGUUUGGCCCCGAGCCUCUUGAGGAGUAAGAAGUUUUUCGGACCGGUUUUCUUUUAAUUUCCUUUUUCUUUUUUUCCUGCAUCUUUUCGGCUUGGGGCAUGUUAAACCACUUGACAGUUUCAACAUGUCUUUUAUUACGCACAUCCACGUUUUUGUCUCAUCUCAAGGGUUUAUCCUAGACGGGCUUUCAAGAGAAAAGCAAUGGAGUUUCUUCGGGUGGUGGGAUUACUUUUAUGAAUCUGGGCAGAAACGGCUUGGGCUUCCCGAAACGGUCACAAAAAGACUUGUGUACCAUAGUUGACGACAAUGCAAUGUAUAUGAGCAUGACGUUGAAUUAUGG